CCGAGCUCCAGCGCUUUCCCCAGGGCCUGCCGUCCCGCAAGCUCAAGCUGCUGACGCGGCAGCUUCUGCACGCGGCGGCCUACCAGCACGACAGCAAGAUUGUUCACCGGGAUAUCAAGCCUGCCAACAUCCUCUUGAGCAGCAAGGGCGACCUGAAGCUGUGUGACUUUGGUUUCGCGCGGUUCACACAAUGUGGCCUGAAAGACACGAAGCCGUACACCCCGUACGUCGUCACACGGUGGUAUCGAGCGCCAGGUGAGACGUGCAUCAGUUCGUCCCAUCAGACAUAUCAGAGACAUGCUCAAGC
Astrephomene gubernaculifera is the source of this 307-nucleotide messenger RNA. The record is from the annotation of a GenBank genome assembly. NCBI's taxonomy places the organism in Eukaryota, Viridiplantae, Chlorophyta, Chlorophyceae, Chlamydomonadales, Astrephomenaceae.